CUCAGUUCGUCCAGCAGUGAUUGUUGGACCGAACCUCCUUUAUUACUGGGAGACAAUCACCACCAACAAACACAACAUUAAAUCCAGCUGCUGACAGAUGUGGGUCCACAGACUCUGUUCAAGCAGGAAAACCUUCUCAAGAUGCUGAACUGUCAGAACUUUGUUGUUUAUGAUUGAAGUGAAAUCUGAAUGUUUUCACCUCGACUCACUGGACUCUGUGUCUGCUGUGUUUUCAGAUUCACUCACAGAACAAAUGGAUUCCAGAUCAGAGGAGGAUCUCUGCUGUCCGGUCUGUCAGGACGUCUUCACAGAUCCUGUUAUUCUGUCAUGUAGCCACAGCUUCUGUAGAGACUGUCUGAAGACCUGGUGGAGACAGAAACCAACACACAACUGUCCAGUUUGUAAGAGAAGAUCUUCAAGAGAAGAUCCACCUUCUAACCUGGUUUUAAAGAAUCUGUGUGAGUCCUUCCAGCAGCAGAGAUCUCAGAGAUCUUCAGAGUCUCUCUGCAGUUUACACUCUGAGAAACUCAAACUCUUCUGUCUGGAUCAUCAGCAGCCAGUGUGUGUCGUCUGCAGAGAUUCACAAAAACACUCCAACCACAGAUUCAGACCCAUUGAUGAAGCUGCACAAGAACACAGGGAGGAACUUCAGGAAACUCUGAAGCCCUUAAAGGAGAAGCUGAAGGUUUCUGAACAAGUUAAAGUGGAGUUUGAUCAAACAGCAGAACACAUUAAGGUCCAGGCCCGACACACAGAGAGGCAGAUUAAGGAGCAGUUUGAGAAGCUUCACCAGUUUCUGAUAAAGGAAGAGGAGGCCAGGAUGGCUGCACUGAGGGAGGAAGAGGAGCAGAAGACUGGGAUGAUGAAGGAGAAGAUGGAGGCUCUGAGCAGAGAGAUAGCAGAUCUUUCAGACACAGUCAGAGCCACAGAGGAGCAGCUGAGAGCUGAAGACGUCUCAUUCCUGCUAAACUACAAGGCUGCAGUGGAAAGAGUCCAGCGCUGCCUCCUGCUGGAGGAUCCACAGCUGCUCUCAGGAGCUCUCAUAGACCAGGCCAAACAUGUGGGCAACCUGAGCUUCAACAUCUGGAACAACAUGAAGGACAUGGUCUCCUACACUCCUCUCAUUCUGGACCCAAACACUGCACAUCCAGAACUCAUCCUGUCUGAAGAUCUGACCAGUGUGAGACGAGGAGAUAAACAGCAGCUUCCUGAUAAUCCAGAGAGGUUUGAUCGUUCCAUCUUUGUUCUGAGCUCUGAAGGCUUCAACUCAGGAACUCACAGCUGGAAUGUUGAGGUUGGAGACAGUAAAUACUGGGGACUGGGUGUGAUAGAAGAGUCUGAUCAGAGGAAAGGACUGAUAUGGUCUGGAUUAUGGAGAAUAUGGUUCUCUCAAGAUAAAUACUCAGCAUGUUCACCACCAUUUCUCCUCACUGAUCUCUCAGUGCAGAAGAAGUUCCAGAGGAUCAGAGUGAAUCUGGACUGUAACAGAGGAAAACUGUCCUUCUCUGAUCCUGAUACUAAAACACUCAUACACACCUUCAAUCUCACUUUCACUCAGAGGAUGUUUCCGUUCAUUGGCACUGGUGAUAAAGUUCAGAUUCUACCAGAGAAGGUCUCAGUGACAGUGGAACAGAUCAGUUAGAGAUCAACAGGAUCAAUAGAUUCAGAACGUCUCUUUGUUGUUGUUUUUCUGGUUGUUGGUGGUGGUUGCAUUUUUGUCUUUUUAUAUUUCUUUUUUUACAUUUUACCUUCAAACCAUGAAUAUUUUCACAUUCAAGUGGAUUUUUUUGGAUUUAGUUAACUUUUAAUCAAAUAAUCAAGAAACUGUACUUUAGAUUUUAUAAAGUUUCCAAUCAGUAAAAGGGAUUCAUGUUUAAUUCAGUUAAAAUGU
Messenger RNA from Acanthochromis polyacanthus (spiny chromis), 1891 nucleotides. Its product is annotated as nuclear factor 7, brain-like. Gene Ontology annotation, biological process: protein ubiquitination. Gene Ontology annotation, molecular function: zinc ion binding; protein binding; ubiquitin-protein transferase activity. The transcript has a single exon. NCBI's taxonomy places the organism in Eukaryota, Metazoa, Chordata, Actinopteri, Pomacentridae. Bases 170 to 1642 code for a protein of 490 amino acids. The record is from RefSeq and is a predicted model, not a curated record.